Molecule: messenger RNA, 4720 nt
Organism: Epinephelus moara (kelp grouper)
Lineage: Eukaryota; Metazoa; Chordata; Actinopteri; Perciformes; Serranidae
Gene: slc16a3b
Product: solute carrier family 16 member 3b
Exons: 6
Coding region: 1230-2714 (494 amino acids)
Biological process (GO): monocarboxylic acid transport; transmembrane transport
Cellular component (GO): membrane
Molecular function (GO): monocarboxylic acid transmembrane transporter activity
Source: RefSeq, a predicted model, not a curated record
CACGCGAUGAAUGUAGAAGCGCUUCAGAGGGAGGCAGUCAGCAGCAUCUCGACAGGUAGGCUACAGUCUCAUUAGUCUUUUCUUUUUAUUCAACGCUUUAUGUUCAUGUUUGUCCGUGUUUCAAGCCUGCUUGGCAUUGGAUGGAUGGAUUUUCCGGGUUAUGCGAUAACCUGAGAGUAACAGGUAGGCAGGAAAGCUGAAUGUCACGCGACCAAGAGUAAAACAGAUGGAUAGAGAUGAGUAGCUUAUAUAUGUGUGUAAAUUGAUGUUAUUAUAUAGCUAACUGUGUCACAGAUGCGUAUCUUCCGUACAGAGUUAGAAUCGUUAAAACAUGUUAUUAUCGCUGAUGUCUCCUGAUGGUCAAACUGGACCUUCUCAGAUCAGCCAUCUGCUCCGCGGGAAUGCACAUUAAAGACAUACGCCUCGGUCCUCACGUAGGCCACCGGGUUUUGUCCGCACUCGCCGUGAGCCACAUCUGUCUACAGCACACUAUGAGCAGAAAACAGCGUCUCAGGUAGCUAAGCCUUCAGGAAGAGAAAAAUGUAUCCAGCAUCAUCUGAAAUAGGAAGCUGGCUCUCUAGGAUAAAGCAAUGGUACUCAGCUGUUGCCUAAUAAAACGGACAUUUAUAUUUCCUCUUAUUAAACGAAGGUAUGACGGGGGUGAGACCGAUUUGCCUGGGCGGAACACUCUGUGCACGUUUCACAAACUGAUCUCUGACUUAGAGACUACACAGGUAUGAAAUAAGAUUAAAAAAAAACAAAAAAAAACAAAACAGAGAGAGUAGACUGAAAUGGUCUGUUGCCAUCCAUCUUACCAACUAACAAGACAAGAAAAACUAAGAGUACUAUACAAGACGAAAAGUUUUCGGAGUGGAUGUUAUUUCAGAGAGAGCGUUAAUCGUCGGCUCAUUUCCUGACUCUCGGGCUGGUGGAGUCAUCCUACUGAUGCAAUGAGCCUACACAGUUGUAGACUGUUGUGGCUGUGAUGUAGGCCUAGAAGAAGUAGCCGGAGUGCCUACGUGCGCUCGGCUGCAUACAUGAAGCUGGUGGGGUCACGCAUCUCAACGUCAUCAUUUCUCCGUCACUCAACCUUGGGAUUUCCUAUACGAGCCUGCUAAUCAAAUCAACUCUACGGACAAGUCUGCUCACAUCCUCUAGAACGUCUGCCAGCGUGGAGUAUGAACUGAGAAAUAUCGUGAUUUACCGUAACAUAGCAGUCAGAGAGCAUCAUGGGAGGAGCAGUGGUGGACGAUGGACCUCCCGGGGUGAAGGCACCAGAUGGCGGCUGGGGUUGGGCAGUGUUGGUUGGCUGCUUCGUCAUCACUGGCUUCUCCUACGCUUUCCCCAAAGCUGUCAGCGUGUUCUUCAAGGAGCUGAUCCGAGAGUUUGACGUCGGCUACAGUGACACUGCCUGGAUCUCAUCAAUACUGCUUGCCAUGCUGUAUGGCACAGGCCCUUUGUGCAGUGUGUUGGUAAACAGGUUUGGCUGUCGGCCAGUGAUGAUGGUUGGAGGGCUCUUUGCCUCACUGGGAAUGAUUCUGGCCUCCUUUGCCACCAGCAUCAUACACAUUUACCUCUGUACUGGAGUCAUCACAGGUCUUGGUCUGGCGUUAAACUUCCAGCCGUCUCUUAUAAUGCUGAACCGCUACUUCAGUGAGAAACGUCCUCUAGCCAAUGGCUUGGCAGCAGCGGGUAGCCCUGUGGCACUGUGCUGUCUCUCCCCACUGGGACAGGUUCUCCAGUACCAGUAUGGCUGGAGGGGUGGGUUCCUCAUACUGGGAGGCAUACUGCUUAACUGCUGUGCCUGUGGUUCCCUCAUGAGGCCCCUGUUGCCCCCUAAGAGGGCUCAAGAGCUGGAGAAUGGCUCUCCCAUAGCUGCUGAGGAGAAGAAGCUCCAGCCAAAGAGGAAACUGUUGGAUUUUAGUGUGUUCAGUGACAGAGGUUUUGUCAUCUAUACCCUUGCUGCGUCUGUUAUGGUGCUGGGCUUGUUUGUGCCCCCUGUGUUUGUGGUCAGCUAUGCUAAAAGCCUUGGCUAUGAAGACACUAAGUCUGCACUGCUGCUCACCAUCUUGGGAUUUGUUGAUAUGUUUGCUCGGCCUGCAUCAGGACUCAUAGCAGGCAUGAAGUGGGUACGACCCAGAAGUGUCUACCUGUUCAGCUUUGCUAUGAUCUUCAACGGGUGCACCGACCUCAUAGGAUCACAGGCGACUGAUUAUUCAGGUCUGGUGGUCUUCUGUAUCUUCUUUGGCAUGUCAUAUGGCAUGGUGGGAGCACUACAGUUCGAGGUCCUCAUGGCUAUCGUAGGGACAGAGAAGUUCUCCAGCGCCAUCGGUCUGGUGCUGCUGAUGGAAGCUAUUGCUGUACUGGUGGGACCUCCUGGAGCAGGUCGCCUCUUGGAUGCUACCAAUCAGUACAUGUACGUCUUUCUGUUGGCGGGCUGUGAGGUCACACUGUCAGCCUUUAUCAUCGCCAUUGGUAACUUCCUCUGCAUUAGCAAGAAGAAUGAAGAUCCACAGGCUAAGAUGGAGAUGGCUGUCACUGCCUCAGAGAAGGAGGAGCUGAACUGUAGGGUGGAAGGUGAGGAUGAUCAUGAAGACAAAGAGGAGCCAAAGGAAACAGAAAAUGGAAACAUCAAUGCUUUGAAAGUAGGGGAGGAGGCGACGAUGGUGACGGAGAUGGUGGAGAAGGUUGGAGACGAGAACACAGCAUUAUGAAUAAUCAGACAAGUGAAGAGAAAGGACAACCCGUGCACCGAGAGGACAUAAGAGGAUGAUCUGUGGCAAAGACAAAGCGAGGAGUCACAUUAAGAGUGAGGAGUACGAACAGGGGUUGAUCUUGUCCUCUACAUGAAAAUUCACAGUUUGAUAUAAUGGACACAAGGCAGAGGUUUCCCCUGAACUGCUUCAAAUGCAUCAUUGUAAUCAGAUUCUACGCAUUACUGUUAAUUAGUUAAAUGACGAAUUACAGUUUGGUCCAAAAUAGAGCAAUUCCUCUGGACAUGAAAUGUCUCACUUUACUGGCAAUAGAUACCAGCUUUUCUGGGUAAGAAACCUACUCUGUACUGCUGUCUGCUCACACACACAUUUCAUUUUGAACAAAGACACUGACUUCUACUUUUGUGUACCUGUUUCACAGACAGAACCUGUCUACUUUCCAUUUCCCUGAGAUUUCUAAUAAGCUGACUCAAAAAAUGCCACUCAAUAUCCAAGAACUGGCUUUUUCUUAAGCUUUCAAGCACAUCUCACAGCCUUCUUCACAGGAUGGGGUUAGAGAAGUAUUUCACUGCUGGAAAAAUUGCCUAAAAUUUGUCUGUCUAUGCAGUAGAAAGACUCAAAUAGUUUUGAAUUUGUUGCUACAUGUCCAGAGAAAACAGAAAAAUUAAGCUUUUGCUCAAGAGGGAGAAAACCUCCAACUACCAGAAUGCACUGCACCACACCAGACAAUGAACACUCCACCUGGAGGGUGACGUAAUGCGAACACUGCCCAGGCCCCUAGGAGAGCAGCUCAGCCUUGUCACAAAUUUUUCCCUGUGGCCACUCAACAGCCCAAAAACAGACCACCACCGUAAAAAAGACAUCUGUAAAACUGUUGACAGGACAACUCAAACUGCAAAGAAGGUCAAUUAUGAAUCUUUAUAUUCUGAAUUUCUGAGCCAUGGAGGUUUUAUAUUUGUAAAACUCUCACUUAAGUUGAGAAAAGCGAUACAAGUUAGAGGGGGUUACUAAUCUGAAGAUUGGCGGGUCGCUCCUCCAAUCCACGUCAAAGUAUCCUUGAGCAAGAUACUGAAGCCCAAAUUGCUCCUGAUGGUUGUUCCAUCAAUGUGUGAGUGUGUUAAAAACUGAGUAGCAGGUGUCACCUUGUGUCGCAACUGUCACUUUCCGUAUGGUCGCCUCGGCCACCUGUGUAUGAAUGAGUGUGUGAAUGUGUAAAUGUGACUCAUAGUGUAAAAGGCACUUUGAGUGGACGGAAGACUAGAAAGGCACUACACAAGUGCAGGUCCAUAUACUAACACCUGUUAUCACAGAACCUCCAUGCUAAGGUCAUAGAUGACAAUGAAGCAAACUUCAUUUACUAAUAAAGACUGUAAGAUGCUGUUUGAAGCUCUGGAAAAAUGCUAAUAAGUGGACCCUGUGUUGAGAAUAUCUUGUCACACCACUAUCCAGAUUGUAUUUUGUAACAUUUUAUGUAACAUGACAACUCACAUUCAAAAACCAGUUGUGAAAAUAAAUUAUUUAAUAUUUGGGGCAGUCAACAUACACCUCGGCAGCUCGAUUUCAUACUGUAGCUGUUCACCCAUUCCUGCAAUUAAAUUCAAGUCUGUUUUGUUGUUUGAUGACUGCUGUGAACUACUUACGGAGACUUUAUUAAGUUGCUGCCUGAUUUGUUUUUGUCUGUAGGAUACUUGAACAAACUUGAAUUGUUAGACAUGGUGCAGUGCAUGGGUGUUGUAUACUCAGCUGAUGAAUUUACUGUAUGUCCUAUGUAUUUCUCACACUGUAAAGGUCUGCUUAAUGCUGUAACACUGAGAGCAGUUGUGUGCUAUAUGCCCUUUGUGUAUCUGUGUGAUCUAAUGCUCAACACUGAGAGCAAGGACAACUUGCUUGGGUGAAGAAAUGUAACGCACACCUGCUGCACUUACUGAUUUUCUGAGCUGUGUCUAACACAACGUAGAUGUCUGAUGCCCAGUUUUCCCUAAAUAAAUAUAUUUUCUGUGGAGAAA